Molecule: messenger RNA, 2224 nt
Organism: Talaromyces stipitatus ATCC 10500
Lineage: Eukaryota; Fungi; Ascomycota; Eurotiomycetes; Eurotiales; Trichocomaceae
Product: MFS multidrug transporter, putative
Exons: 8
Coding region: 52-1770 (572 amino acids)
Biological process (GO): transmembrane transport
Cellular component (GO): membrane
Molecular function (GO): transmembrane transporter activity
Source: RefSeq, a predicted model, not a curated record
GAGGUUCGAGUUAGUUGUCUCGCGCGAGGUGAUAAGUAUCGCCACUUCGAAAUGGAGGAAAAGUACGAAACAGAGCGCCGUUCACUCUCGCCAACAUCGUCGCAUGCAAAUGAAGAGCAUGAUGGGGCGACCUUUUCACCAAUUGCAGCUCCAUCAAAUAAUCUGCGUGACCUGGACACAGUCGAACUGGGCAAAACGCACUCGAGAGCAUCGCGAGCUUCGCGAGCUUCAAUGAAUCGGACCUACUCGUUGACGGACGGAUAUUGUCUUAGCGUUCAAGAUGACGAGGAACUUGAUGAAGAGGAACUCGAACAAAGGAAGGAUGAAGGUGUAACACCGGAGGAUGUAUCCCCGACUGAAUAUCUUGUGAAAUGGUCCGAGAAUGACCCCGAGAAUCCCAGGAAUAUGAGCUAUGCCCGGAAAUGGGUUAUUGCGAUUGUGGUUUGUCUAGGCUCGGUUUGCGUGACUUGCACAUCUUCGGUAUAUACAAUGAUCUAUAGCCAAGUAACCAGAGACUUCCAUUGCUCCCGCGAAGUCGCAACACUCGGUUUGACGACCUUCAUCUUCGGUCUUGGGGUCGGUCCAAUGUUUCUGGCUCCCUUGUCAGAGUUCUAUGGUCGUCGCAUCAUUUAUAUCGCCUCAUUCGCAUUCUACGUCAUUUGGAUGAUCCCCUGUGCAGUUGCGCAAAACAUUCAGACUUUGAUUGUUGUUCGAUUUUUUGGUGGACUCUCUGGCGCGGCUUUUUUAAGUGUGGCUGGAGGUACUGUGGGCGAUUUGUUCAAUCGCAGUGAACUUGCUGCGCCGAUGAUGGUGUUUUCUGCUGCGCCGUUUUUGGGGCCGCAGAUUGGUCCUCUGGUUGGAGGGUUUAUCAAUCAGUAUACCAAUUGGCGAUGGACGUUUUAUACCUUUCUUAUCUGGUCCGGAGUACAGUUGGUAUUAUUGGUCUUUCUCGUUCCAGAGACAUACCAUCCAGUACUGUUGAAGCGCAAAGCUAUCCGCCUUCGCAAAGACACCGGUGAUCAGAGAUACUAUGCCGCGCUCGAGAAACUAGACAGAAGCGUCGCUCAAACCGUUAUCCGCUCCUGUUACCGGCCCAUGUUGCUCCUCACCCUCGAACCAAUGAUCCUCUGUCUAUGCUUGUAUUCAGCCAUUCUCUUGGGUAUUUUGUAUCUUUUCUUCGGCGCCUUCAACCUCGUCUUUACCCGAAUAUACAAUUUCGAAUUGUGGCAAGUCGGAGCCAGCUUCUUGGGUAUAACGGUCGGCAUGAUGGUAGCAGUUGGAUCAGAUCCGCUCUGGCGCGCAAACUAUCAACGUUUGGAGCGUAAUCAUAUAGCUGCCGUGGGUGAGAAGGGAGAAUCAAUGCCCGAAUGGCGUCUUCCGCCGGCUAUUGCAGGUGCUCCUCCAGUCACGAUUGGGAUUUUCAUCUUUGCCUGGACGGCGUAUGCGCAUGUCCAUUGGAUUGCGCCUAUUAUUGGGACAGCAGUGUUUGGAAUGGGGGUCAUCCUCGUUUAUUCCGGAAUCUUCACAUUCCUGGUUGACGCCUAUCCCGAAUUUGCAGCGAGUGCCUUGGCAGCCAACAGUUUUGCGCGAUCGAGUUUUGCAGGUGUCUUCCCUUUGUUUGGAACAUAUAUGUACAAUCGACUCGGAAUUCAUUGGGCAUCGAGUCUGCUCGGAUUUUUGACGUUGUUGAUGCUUCCAUUUCCAUACUUAUUCUUCAAGUACGGAAAGGAGUUGCGCAAGAAGAGCAAAUUCGCGACUUCUCGGGUAUAGCCCUCACCAGAGGUAAACUAUUGUCUUGAGCUCAAACUGUAUAUUUAAUAAACGCACAUUAGAAGCUACAUACUUAGAACUAAAACCAUCUAAUCUAAUUCCGUCUAUACCUUCACCCGUUGAGACAAAAAUUCAGUACUCACCCCCCAAAACUCCUCAGCCACUCCCUCUCCCUCCUCACCUUCUCCUCCCCAUUUUCUGACUUAUCAUCAUAAUCAUCAGCUAAAUACCGCACAUACCCACCCCUCAUCAGACUCUUCCUCGCAACCUCACAAUCAAUCCGUAUAUCCUCCACGAGGGCUUCACGAGAUACAUAGUCAAAUUCAGGACGAAUAUAGCCCAGAAUCAGUAAAUUCAAAUGCGUAGAAUAGAAGUCCGGGAGUUUGAAGAAUGUUGUUGUUGGGUUUUCGUUGGAUGUCGGACUUGGCGAUGUGAGGGGGGGCAUUAUAUGGAU